AUGUAUCUCUGUGGUGUGGUGCUCUUCACUCACUCAGUGGCUGAUAAACACUCUCAGUAUCUUCCCGUCGAGAUUAAUUGUGUCACUUCUCUUAGAGAGAGAGAGAGUCACCCCACCACCUCCAGAUGUCGCUUGAGUUUGUUUACGAAAGCAACAGGUGACUUCUUCCCUCUCUCUCCCUCUCACCACACCUCUCACCACACCCACCACACCCCCGCCACGGUGGUCGGUGGAGCAGCCGCCUGUCUGGCCUCCUGCACGCCCUCCACACCCCUCCGCACGCCCGCACACCCCCUGCGCCCUCGGUCGCCUACUGUGCCGCCGCCCACGACUCCCCGCAGCCUGCCACCCACGCCACCGCCAUCGCCAGCAGCGUCCACCCUUGCGACCUGCCCCAGGCCUCACCCACGCCCUCCAGCCAUGGGUCACUCACGCCGCCCUCCACCGGGGAGUCCCCGCGCCUGACACCCCCCACCCCCAGCCACACCCAUGUGUGCGGCACAGCCUGCCAGUGUGGGCGCACCGCCCCUAACAGUGCUCCCUCCACGCCCAGCCCGCCCUGCCCCGCCGAGGGUGUGACGCAGCCCCGCGACGCCCCGCACGAGCCCCCUGGGGCGGCUGGCGAGGCGGGGCUACACCAGCAGCAGCAGCAGCAGCAGCA
Portunus trituberculatus (swimming crab) is the source of this 661-nucleotide messenger RNA. RefSeq names its product formin-like protein 18. Lineage: Eukaryota; Metazoa; Arthropoda; Malacostraca; Decapoda; Portunidae. The transcript is spliced from 4 exons. Bases 1 to 465 code for a protein of 154 amino acids. The record is from RefSeq and is a predicted model, not a curated record.